This is a messenger RNA of Acanthoscelides obtectus, 1635 nucleotides long. The record is from the annotation of a GenBank genome assembly. Lineage: Eukaryota; Metazoa; Arthropoda; Insecta; Coleoptera; Chrysomelidae.
AAUUUUGCAAAAUCAUUUUAAAUUAUUCUUUUAUAUAUAAUGAGCGCACUACAUGAAUAUUUCCUGAAAAUCUAUACUAUUUUUAAUAGAAAUCAAAUUUAAAGUUUGAAUUUUUAGAACCGCGCCAAAAACGCUAUUCCUUUGAUGGCGCCGGCAGAUGACGUCUGUGACGUCACACGCCAGUAAACACGAUCACGAGCUGUCAGCCGAAGUUAAUUUCAUUAUUGUGCUUGAUUUUGCUAUAAAAUCAUAGAUAAAAUGGUCUAUAAAUGGUGUGUAGUGCCAAAAUGUACGAAUACGUGUAUAAAUAGUCCACAAACAUUGUUUGUUUCUGUUCCAACCGAUUGUAAAAGACGAAAAAAGUGGUUACUAUUAGCUCGGAGAGACCCAAAGGGCAUUUCAUCGACUUCAAAUGUAUUUAUGUGUGAAGAUCACUUCGAUGUAAGUAUAAAUUGAAUAUGUUAUCUACUAGGUAGCUUAAAUUACCGCUUUUUUUAAGAUUGAAAUAAUAUAUAACUAUCUAUAACCUCAAAUGUAUCUUUGGUUAUGUUGAGGAUAAGUCAGUGUUGACGAUCAAAGAUCCUGUUUAUUAACCCUAAACUUAUUACUCUGUAGGGUUUCAAAAUGUUUUCUGUUGUUUUGAUUAUAUUAGCUACCUACAUAUCUCAAUAAUUUUCUAUGCUGUGUCAUUUUACCUACUUUGCUUAUUAGAUAGUGAUAGUUAUGUUGAAUUGCAGAUGGAAAAAGACACCAUUAACUACAUGCAGUACAAAAUUGGUUUCAGCAAGAAGAUACUUUUGACAGAAGAUGCUGUGCCAACAAAAUUUCAUUAUCAAGAAGAUCGUAAAAGACCACUGUCUGAUGCUGGACUUUCUCGAGGAGCAUAUGUCAAGAGGAAAAGAAUGGAUUUGGUCAACACUUGUUUGCAAAGUCAAAAUGCUACUGAAGCCCAAGCUGAAAGCUUACAAAAAGAUGAGAGUUUGAUACAAGACAUUAUUGAACCUCAAGGUUUAUCAAGAACUCAAGACAGAGAAACUAUUACCAACUCUAUCAUAACUGCAGAAAAAUCUGUGCAAGUAACAAUAAAAGAGAAUGUGCAUCAUAGGAGCAAAUCUGUGGAAACAAGAUGCCAGACUACAAGUAUUUCUACCUCACCAAUGAAAGUUUCUACAACACCUCGUUCCACUUCGCCCUUUAAGAUUAAACCAUGCAGUCUUCGACCAUCACAGUCUGAAAUUGUCAAAGCAGUCAAGAGAAAUGUUUUUCUUGAAGAUGAAAAGUCAGAUAGUGAUAUUUCCUGUAUUGAAAGUGGUCGUCAUUUAUCACCUUUUGUAACUAAAUCAGCAUCAUCAUCAUCAGGGCUUACCGACUCUGAUAGUAACGUUACAGAUGCCAAUGAGAAUAUUGAAAAAUUAGAGUGCCUCAAAAUUACUAUGCGUUCAAUCUCUAAAAACCAAUGAUGUAUGUUGGUAUUCCAAAAGAAUGUUAUUUCUUAAUCAAAUUGUUACAUAAACACACAAGCAUAAAAGUAGAACACAUUUUGCUAUGCUUGAAAAAGAUUAGAAUGAACAGUACAUUUUCUGAACUGGAGGAUAAUCUUGGAAUAUCAUUAUCUUAUGCUAGUAAAUUGUUUCU